AGUCUGAGCAUCUCAGAGGAUGCGGCGCGGCGAGCUGCUGCUGGGACGCGCGCAAGGUGAACGCGGGGGCUGCCCGCGCGGCGCCCAGGCUCAUCCAGUGAGGGCUGGAAGUUGAAGGCUCUAGGCCCAGGCAUCAGAGUGGACCAUGGCCCCCAGCCCAUGGGGCCGUGUAUGUGGCCUCUUGCUGCUGUUGCUGCUGCUGUCCCUGGGGACUGGCCCUGCUCUGGGCCAGGGCCGUUCCAGGCCACAUGAGGACUUGGAACCACACCUGUUCCCAGGAGCCCAUCCCAAGGGUCCUGUUGAUACAGAGCCCCAAGCUUUCGACUUCUUCUGGGAGACGCCCAGAGAUGAGAGCCCCUGGAACUCCAAUGUCCCCCACAUCCCUGCUGAGAAAGUGCCUGAGCAGUUCGCAGACUCUCCCCUUGGCCCAGCCCUGCAUGGACCUAAAGCAGCCCAGGGGGCUCAGAGAGAUGGACUCCCAGUAACUGAUGACCUCCAGAUGGCUCAAGGACCAAUUUCUCAAGGCUGGACAGGACCUCCUGAGUUGCCGGAGCCCCUGGAGCAAGAAGCACCAGUGCCCCUUCCAGUGGGCCCCCCCAAUCUCUCUUUGAUCCCCACAACUCCCAGACUCCAACUCAGGGUAGCCACAGUUCCUCCCUCCCGAGGGGAACCUAGAGACCAAGUGGGACAACGACAACUUAGAGAUGAGGGUUUGGGGGCCCAAGCCAGGAACACGGUCUCAGAGACAUCCCCCUCAGCUCACCAGGGUCCUCCCCACACUGUUGUGCCCCACUUAGGCACUGUCAGGAUGCCAGUGCUAGAACAGGGUGGGGGUGAGGACUUCCAGGAGGCAGCUCAAGGCCCACUUUUCACGCAGCAAGAUCCAGCAAUCCCUGAGGCUGGCGUGGUAUCCCCAGUUGAGGUGGCAUCCACUCAGGAGCCUGGGUCCCAGCCAGAUCUGGCAUUGGCCAGAAGCCUUCCUCCAGCCGAGGAACUGCCAAUUGAGCCCCCCAAGAAGGCUAGAGGUGGGGAGACAUGGGCAGUCAGUUUUCCAAGUCCCUCACCUAAACAGGUUGAUGUCCCUGGUGUUCAGGGAUCACCAGGACCCCAGCCCUCAAGUCCCCCAGCCUCGGAGACUUCUGAUGGGCAGCCCAAGCCAGAGAUAGCAGCAAUGAAUGGAACAGAUCCCAUCUCUCCCCAGCGGGUGAGAGGAGCAGUGGAGGCCCCACGUACCCCCAAGUCCCUCAUCCCUGUCCCCUUGGAUCCUGGCCCAGCUACAAACGGAACAGAGAGCCCUGUGGGGCCCCUGCAGCCAGAUGAAGCCGAGGAGUGGCCCGGGCGCCCCCAGAGUCAUCCCCCAGCACCCCCAGUCCAGGCCCCCUCGACGUCACGCCGGGGCCUCAUUCGGGUCACCACGCAGCGUGCCCUGGGCCAGCCACUCCCUCCGGAGCCCUCAGCCAGCUCCACGGCAUCAGCCCCAGCCUCCAGCCCCCCUGCCAACGCCACCGCACCCCCCCUACGCUGGGGUCCCCUGCGGCGGGUACUGAGCUUUUCCUGGGAGCUGCACGUCUAUGGGGUGGGGGUGCUCUUUCUGCUGCCUGCAUUGCUGGCACUGGCCUCUCUGGCAGCCGCCCCUGCGGGGCCCCGGCUGGCUCUGGUGGCAGCGGUGCUGGUGUUCAUAGCAUCGGGGCUGCGAUCUGCCUACAUGCUCACGGACCCAUACGGUUCGCAGGAGCGGCUGGGUUUACGCGCGGGCCUGGUACUCUACAACCUGCCCUUUCCCUUGCUGCUCACUGCGCUGGCGGCCCUGACCCUGCUCGGCCUGGGUGCGGGGCUGCCACAGCAGCUGCAGAACCCACUUCUGCUGGGAGCAGUGGCCUUGGCGCAUGGCGUGGGGUUACUCGCUACUGACCUGCUGUCUGCGAGGCCGGCGUUCAACCUCCUGGCUCAGGGCUUCUCUUGCGCCUGGGGUGCGGUCGUGGCUCUGGGUACGCUCUGCCUGUGCCGUCGCCGCCUGCUGGACGGGCCGCGAGGCUGGGAUGCCAGCCCGGGCCCGCGGCUGCUGGCAGUGGCAGGCGCUCUGGGGCUGCUUGCCAGCGGCUUACAGCUGGCUGCUGCCCUCUGGCUGUAUCCGGGCCCAGGCCGCGUGGGCCGCUUCUCCUGGGCUUGGUGGGGAGUCCACUUCUGGCUGCGCCUUCUGGAGCUGACAUGGGCGCUCGCCCUGGCACUGGCCGCUGUGGCUGCGGCGCGGCCCAGGCCGCCCACAGAGCAUGCCUGCUGGGCUAAGCUGCUGCGCCUGGCAUGCCCUGCGCCGUCCGGCAAGAGCGAGGUGCCUGAGCGACCCAACAAUUGCUAUGCUGGGCCCAGUGGCGUCGGCGUAGGCAGCUUGGACAUAAGCAAGAGCCUCAUCCGCAACCCCGCGGAGGGAGGCCUGACUGCCACUCCCAGUUCAGGCCCCUGGGGCUCGGCUGCAUCGCUGGGCCGCGGUCCCCAGGGUGGCCCAGGACUGUCCGGCAGCAGCGUGGGGCCAGCGCCGUCGAUGAGCGAGCUGGACCUGCGGCCGCCGUCUCCCAUUAACCUGAGCCGCAGCAUCGACGCCGCGCUCUUCCGAGAGCACUUGGUGCGAGACAGUGUGUUCCGGCGCUGCGGCCUGCGCGGCCUGGCCUCCCCACCGACUGGGGGCGCGCUGCGUCCGCGCCGUGGCAGCCACCCCGACGCCGAAUUCGACGGUGCCGGCUCUUCGCUCCUCCGUGGCCGCUGCCGGUCGCUCAGCGAUGUGCGCGUACACGGGCCGAUUCCACCACACAUAGUGGAUGCGCCUGACCAGGCGGCUUCUGGCAGCUCGAUGGACAGCUUCUCCCGGGGAUCCCUCAAGAUCAGCUGGAACCCGUGGCGCCACGGGCUGUCGUCAGUGGACAGUCUGCCCCUAGAUGAGCUGCCCAGCACUGUGCAGCUACUGCCUGCCACAGCCCCUGCUCCCGCCCGGCCCGGGGAACCCCCGAGUGAGGUCCAGCCUCACUGCAAGCCUGGUGACUCCCGCAGCGCCUCCAGUGACACCAUUGAGCUCUGAGCAGGCUCCACACUGCUGCAGGACCAAGGUCCCGCGCUCGGUGGCCCUAUGGCAUGGCCGACUGGGACAGUUGAGUAUUUGAAAAACUGCCAUUCCCGGACCUCAACUUGACUGCAGCCUCCAGAGACAGCCGGGAGUGAAGCCACCCCUCCCCGUUUUUUUGUUUUUUAAAUAUCUCUAUUUUUUUCCAAUGGGUAUUUUGCACAGAGGCUAUGACUUAAGCUGAAUACAGGGUGGAUAUGCAUGGAUUUAAGUAUGGGGAAUGGGGUCCAGGUGCCCCAAACACCCCUCCAGACUCCACAGUGUGGAGGGAUGAGGCUAGCUUGUCCAGAUUGACUGUCCUCUUUGUGCCAAAGAAAUAAACCCUUAGGACUUGG
Molecule: messenger RNA, 3447 nt
Organism: Hipposideros armiger (great roundleaf bat)
Lineage: Eukaryota; Metazoa; Chordata; Mammalia; Chiroptera; Hipposideridae
Gene: PRRT3
Product: proline rich transmembrane protein 3
Exons: 4
Coding region: 146-3070 (974 amino acids)
Source: RefSeq, a predicted model, not a curated record